Gadus morhua (Atlantic cod) is the source of this 1463-nucleotide messenger RNA. It is a transcript of the gene tmem19, whose product is annotated as transmembrane protein 19. Lineage: Eukaryota; Metazoa; Chordata; Actinopteri; Gadiformes; Gadidae. The transcript has 8 exons. Gene Ontology annotation, cellular component: membrane. Bases 212 to 1216 code for a protein of 334 amino acids. The record is from RefSeq and is a predicted model, not a curated record.
UGUCACUCUAAUAGUUCCGCUUUACGCUUCCGGUUAGGCGGAUCUCUUCGCUUUGCGCUCGUCUGGUUUACUAUUCUUUAUAUUUAUUGUUAUCUUCUCUUUAGUGGUUUAAUAUUCUCUCUUUAGUGGAUCCAUUAUCAGUGAAGCAUGGUGGUCGGGGGAUUAGUUGGUGUUGUGCCAUCCCGCUGGGUUCCCUGUUCGAGUCCCGACCAUGGAGUAUGAAGCGAACAGCCAGCAGGACUACAUCAAGAUGGUGACCGACAUGAUCAUCCUCUGCGCCACCCUCUCCCUAAGCCUCUGCUUCUGGGUCCUGUCAAUCAUCAUCAGCUCCUACUCCGGGACUCUGUCUCCCGUGUCGCCGUGGCGAUGGCUGCUGUCCCUCCUGGUCCCACUGGUGCUGGCUAUCAGGGCCGUGAAGAGGCGGAGCUUAGACUGGACCGGAGCGCUGGGAGCGGUGCUGGUGGGCUUCGUGCUGUGCAUGGCCAACCUCAGCUUCUUCGUCUCGCUGCUCUUCUUCUUCUACUCUUCGUCUCGGCUCAGCCGCUGGGGAGGCGGAGUCAAGAGCAAGAUCGACGCCAACUACAAGGAGGGAGGUCAGAGGAACUGGGUGCAGGUGUUUUGUAACGGAGGCGUUCCCACAGAGCUCGCUCUGCUCUACAUGAUCGAGGCGGGUCCCGGGGAGCUCCCUGUGGACUUCAAUCAGCACUACUCAGCCUCCUGGAUGAGUCUGGCCCUGCUGGGGGCCCUGGCCUGCAGCACCGGGGACACCUGGGCCUCGGAGGUCGGGCCCGUCCUGAGCCAAUCACGGCCCAGACUCAUCACCACCUGGGAGGAGGUGCCCGCAGGUACUAACGGAGGCGUGACCUCCGUGGGAUUGUUUGCCAGCUUCCUUGGUGGCCUCGCUGUGGGUGCGGCUUACUUUGUUAGCCAGCUGCUUUUUGUCAACGACUUGAACCUGGCCAAUCCACAGUGGCCAAUCAUAUUGUACGGGGGCGUGGCCGGUUUAUUGGGAUCCCUUCUGGACUCCUUCCUGGGAGCCAACAUGCAGUAUUCAGGUUUCGACAGCAGCGUGGGGAAGGUGGUGAGCUACGAGUCGAUGACCACCCGACAUAUCAGUGGGAAACCCGUCCUGGACAACAACGCCGUCAACCUGUUCUCCUCCCUGCUGGUCGCACUCAUCCUGCCAGGCCUGGCCUGGGGCGCCUGGCCGCAGUAGACCCAACCCACCACCAGCCUCCCCCUGUAGACCCCACCCUCCACCUCCACCACCACCACAACCACCCUCCCCGUGUAGACCCCACCCACAGCCUCUAGCCCCCCCAUCUAGGGCAUCUAUGGAGUCGUCCUGACCUUCUCUGAACCUCAGUGUCUUCUUGUGUGUAAUAUUAUCAUGAUGAUGAAUGUGAAAUGUAAUGUAACAUGCAUCUCAAAUUGAACACUAAAUUAAAAACCUUCAUUUUCCU